This is a messenger RNA of Bolinopsis microptera, 2361 nucleotides long. Its product is annotated as ATP-binding cassette sub-family C member 10-like. The record is from RefSeq and is a predicted model, not a curated record. Gene Ontology annotation, molecular function: ATP binding; ATP hydrolysis activity; ABC-type transporter activity. Gene Ontology annotation, cellular component: membrane. Gene Ontology annotation, biological process: transmembrane transport. The transcript has 2 exons. The coding region runs from base 1 to 2361 and encodes 786 amino acids. NCBI's taxonomy places the organism in Eukaryota, Metazoa, Ctenophora, Tentaculata, Lobata, Bolinopsidae.
AUGGGAUUCAUACAAGCAUGGGUGUCACUCAAGCGAAUUCAACGCUUCUUUGAUGUGCCCGAGGAUGCUCCUCAAAGAGCUGCACUAUCCCUCCCAUACGAAGAGCAAAAUGUCAUUGAAGUUGAUAACUGUUCUUUUUAUUGGACAGAUCCUGGAAUGUGCUGCUUAGUUGGCCUGCAGUUUCAGGUUAAUAAGGGCGAACUUAUGGUUGUGAUGGGUAAAAGUGGAUCUGGAAAAUCAUCACUCCUUUUAGCCCUUUCUCAAGAACUAAACAUAGCAUCCGGAGUACUUCGUUUGAAAGAGUGGAAAGAUGGUGCUGGAAUUGUCCUUCAAGAUUGCUGGAUCAAGUCUGGUUCUGUUCGUGAGGCUGUUCUUGAUGGCUGUGUCUUUGAUCUCUAUUGGUAUGAAAAAGUAAUUUAUGCAUGUGCUCUUGACAAUGACAUAGCAAAUUUUCCACUUGGAGAUGAUACACCAGCGGGAGCUAAUGGAUCAGCUCUGAGUGGGGGACAAAGACUGAGAUUAUCUUUAGCUAGAGCAGUGUACAAAAACAAACAGGUAUAUCUUAUUGAUGACAUAUUUGCUGGAUUGGAUAGUCAAGUAGCCUUGCAUAUAUUCCAACACUGUAUAAAUGGGUUACUAGCCGCUAAAACCAGAGUAAUCUGCACACAUCUCAAGCAAUUUGCCUCUUCUGCAGAUACACUCCUUAUCUUGGCAGAUCGCCAUAUCAAGUAUAUUGGGCUACCACAUAUGCAUGAUAUGCCAUACUUAGACUCUGUGUUAUUAAAAGAUGCUGACGAGGACAGUGAGAAAGACGAAGUUGAAAAAGAAAGAGCCCAGUAUGAGGAGCCUAGGCAGUUUGGUCCUAUUGAUGUAACAGUCUACAAACAUUAUACGAAGGCAGCUGGUGCAGUGCUGACACUUGUAGUAGUGAUAUCUAUGUUUGGUAUGCAAGGAACCUCAAACCUGUCGGAUUGGUGGCUGUCUGUGUGGGUUAAAGCAGUUGCUCACAGUGCCUUCUCCCUGAUAGGUACUCUAGUCAUGACAUCCUAUGGUUUACCAUAUAUUCUGCUAACAAUAAUACCAAUACUGGUGCUCUAUUAUUUCAUUCAGAAGUACUACAUAACAGCAGUGCGAGAGGUAAAGAGGCUUUAUUCCAUGUCCCAAUCUCCACUGUUCACACACUUUGAGGAGAGUGUGUCAGGACUAGUCUACAUUCACAGCUUCAGAGCAUACAAUUCUGUUCAAACUAUGGGUGUCAAGUAUCUGGAAGCUUUUCAGAGAUCGUGUUUUUGCAUGAGCGCCGCUACCGCAUGGCUUGGGUUGCGUCUCCAACUUUUAGCUGCAGGAGUAUUGUUAGUGGCUUCAGUUAUUAUCCUUACUGAAAUCCAUUAUGGUGUUGCUGAUGCUGCCGUGUUAGGCCUGGCACUCACCUAUGCUCUCACCAUUAAUUCUACUUUAACAGCUCUAAUAUUUUCAAUGACUGAAGCAGAGAAGGAGUUUGUGGGAGCAGAAAGAGUUCUACAGUACACACACGACCUUCCUAUUGAGGUUGAAAAAGAAGACAUACAGUCAGUUGACUACAACUGGCCGUUAUUUGGUGCUAUACAAUUCAGUAAGGUGUCAGUCCGUUACAAUGGGUGUAACAAGAGAGCUGUGGAUGAACUGAGUUUCUCGGUGAAGCCAGGGGAAAAGUUGGCUAUAGUUGGUAGGACAGGGGCCGGGAAGAGCAGCAUGUUCCUGGCUCUCUUUCGACUUGUUGAUCUGGAAACUGGAAUAAUUGUAAUCGAUGGUACAAAUAUACAUGACAUCAGCAGCAAGGUUUUACGUCAGAAACUCUCGAUUCUCCCUCAGCAACCGCUAGUUUUUACAGGUACUAUUCGAGAGAACAUAGAUCCUUUCAACAAGUACAAUGACAAGGACAUCAUAGAAGCGCUCGUUAAAUGUCAGUUAUCAGAGUUUGUUAACGGAGAAGAUCAUAUUAACCGUCACAUUUCACUAAAAACUCUCAGCUCUGGCGAAUCACAGCUCUUUUCUCUUGCUAGAAUACUUCUCGAAACGUCAAAGAUUUUGUGUCUUGACGAGGCCACUUCCAAUGUUGAUAUGGAAACAGACAAAAUAAUUCAGAAGAUAAUUCGCAAAGAAUUCAAGGAAUCCACCAUAAUCACAGUAGCUCAUCGGGUUGAAACGAUAAUAGACUACGACAAAGUGUUGGUCAUGAGUAGAGGUAAAAUUGUGGAAGAAGGAAAUCCCAAAGAACUCCUCAAGGAAAGAUCGUCUUUGUUUAGAAAUCUAGCUGUCAAAGGGGGGGUUGUUUCCUCAAACAUUGAUGAUGCAAUCGCUUCAUCAUCAAAAUCACAAUGA